This is a messenger RNA of Oldenlandia corymbosa var. corymbosa, 498 nucleotides long. NCBI's taxonomy places the organism in Eukaryota, Viridiplantae, Streptophyta, Magnoliopsida, Gentianales, Rubiaceae. The record is from the annotation of a GenBank genome assembly.
GUACCAUCUAGUAUUUAUAAAAAAAAAUUUUAAAAAAGAAAACAAACUGUAAUGGGUAAGAAAAUCUAAAGAAAUAAAUGCUAUUUAUGGAGGCAGUCAACAGUCAAGACUGAGGUGCCUGUUAUAAAAUUCUACUGAAAAAUACCUUUUAGUCAGCCAAAUUCUGCUCUCCUCCUUAAGAUGGCGAAGAUACUGGCUACCAUCUUCAUUAUUACUGCAAUAAUGUCUUCCCAUCCAGGUGAUCAGUGGAAUAUUGUUCAAAUGGCAGAUGCUACAAAAUUUUGCGAUUAUACCUUCAAGAGUGAAUGCUUCACUAUUAGUUGGGCUGUUUGUUCAGAGACUUGCAAAGCUCUUUAUGAGAAAAAUUACAUGGGGUUUACCUGUUUCCCUGAUAAAUGUUCAUGUCACUAUUAUGCUGAUCAAUGUGAGCCAAACCCUCCAACUAGGAGUAAUCCAUGAUGGAUUUCUGAUUGGAAAAGAAAGAUAUUAAUGUCGUGC